Messenger RNA from Hydatigera taeniaeformis, 1023 nucleotides. NCBI's taxonomy places the organism in Eukaryota, Metazoa, Platyhelminthes, Cestoda, Cyclophyllidea, Taeniidae. The record is from the annotation of a GenBank genome assembly.
GAACGAACUUUCCUUCUUCGUGAAGGCGCCUGUAUAUUUAUUGUCUCCAAGCUCUUCUUCCUCCCAAAUGGAGCCUUUAAACCGUCCACGCUGAGACCUUCCUUUCUGCCUACGAUGGGUUCGGAAUCUUCUGAAGUCUAUUCGCUGAUCAGUCGACGACGCUUCUCGCAGAUGGCUGUACUAGAGGGUCAAAAUAUCCUGGUGACUAUCUCGGGUCGCAAGAACCGCCUCCGGGUCUACUAUCUCUCAUGGCUUAAGAGCAAAAUCAUGAAAUCUGAGGGUUGUGACAAGAAGAAUGGUUGGGUAAAUGUGGGCGAGAAUUUGCACGGCGCGGUCACUUUCAAAAUCGUGAAGUAUGAUAACAUCAAGUUCCUUGUCAUCGCCCUUCGUGACUCCGUGGAGAUAUACGCGUGGGCGCCUCGACCUUACCACAAAUUCAUGGCUUUCAAGCUCUUCUCCUCGUUGCACUUUCGUCCUCUGCUCGUGGAUUUGACAGUGGAGGAGAAUCAACGGCUCAAAGUCAUCUACGGCUCUGAGGCGGGCUUCCAUGCCAUCGACCUCGAUACCAACACCGUCUUUGACCUCUACCUCUGUCCCAAGCCCAAUCGUGGAACCAUCACUCCCCAUUGUAUAGUCGUUCUGCCGAAUACUGAUGGACUGCAGCUUUUGCUCUGCUAUGACACCGUUCUGCUAAUCCACUGUCAGACUAACGUCACUGAUGUUGCAGCGGAGGGCGUGUACGUGGACACAAGUGGGAAAAUGACGAAGAACGUGGUAAUUCAGUGGGGUGAGUCUCCCACCUCCGUGGCCUACAUACCAUCCUCGGGCCAGUUGCUGGGUUGGGGUCUGCGCGCCAUCGAGGUGCGCUCUGCGGAGACCGGCCACCUUGAUGGUGUCUUCAUGCACAAGCGUGAGCAGCGUUUCAAAUUCCUCUGCGAGCGUAACGACAAGGUCUUCUUCUCCAACACCCGAUCCGGAUCGCCACAGGUUUCAAUGAUGACCUUGAGUGGUAUCCACUGGUGA